Molecule: messenger RNA, 3458 nt
Organism: Eptesicus fuscus (big brown bat)
Lineage: Eukaryota; Metazoa; Chordata; Mammalia; Chiroptera; Vespertilionidae
Gene: DCUN1D1
Product: defective in cullin neddylation 1 domain containing 1
Exons: 5
Coding region: 6-635 (209 amino acids)
Biological process (GO): positive regulation of ubiquitin-protein transferase activity; protein neddylation
Cellular component (GO): ubiquitin ligase complex
Molecular function (GO): ubiquitin-like protein binding; ubiquitin conjugating enzyme binding; cullin family protein binding
Source: RefSeq, a predicted model, not a curated record
UCAGAAUGUGGGGGAGAAAGUCCCAGGCAGUCAGUCGUUUCUUCGGCUUCACCGGUAACGCUUGUCAGGAAGGGGAGAGCCAAAAGGCUUCCACUAUUCUGAACAAGUUGAAAUCAUCGCAGAAGGAUAAAGUUCGUCAGUUUAUGAUCUUCACACAAUCUAGUGAAAAAACAGCAGUAAGUUGCCUGUCUCAAAAUGACUGGAAGUUAGAUGUUGCAACAGACAAUUUUUUCCAAAAUCCUGAACUUUAUAUACGAGAGAGUGUAAAAGGAUCAUUGGACAGGAAGAAGUUAGAACAGCUAUACAAUAGAUACAAAGAUCCUCAAGAUGAAAAUAAAAUUGGAAUAGAUGGUAUACAACAGUUCUGUGAUGACCUGGCCCUCGAUCCAGCCAGCAUUAGUGUGUUGAUCAUUGCGUGGAAGUUCAGAGCAGCAACACAGUGCGAGUUCUCCAAGCAAGAGUUCAUGGACGGCAUGACAGAAUUAGGAUGUGACAGCAUAGAAAAACUAAAGGCCCAGAUACCCAAGAUGGAACAAGAAUUGAAAGAACCAGGACGAUUUAAGGAUUUUUACCAGUUUACUUUUAAUUUUGCAAAGAAUCCAGGACAAAAAGGAUUAGAGAGGAAGAAACAUUGAUAAGAGAGAAUCAUGGAUCGACUGCCUCCUACUGGGGAUCAAGCCCACAACCCUGAGCAUGUGCCUUUGAUCGUAAUCAAACCUGGGACCCUUCAGUCUGCAGUCCAACAUCCUAUCCACUGAGCCAAACUGGCUAGGGCUCAGUUAUAUUUCAAAGAAAGCACAUAUUUUCCAUGGACCAAGGCAUUUCCAAAUUCUCCCUGGAUAGCUGUUCAUGAAAGAUGCACUUUCUAGUUCAAGAGUGUUGGUCUUUACAGCUGGUGCAUUUCUAUCAGGCCCCUUUUUCAGGAGAUGUACUGAUCAUCUAUAAACCUGUGUAACCAACUUUGAAAACUGCAGUUAGAGAAAAGCAUAAUGGUAUUCUUGUACUAUAAUGCAGGGUAAAUGUAGUAAAAUGUAAUUCAACACAAAUUUGGCAGUGCUGGUUGUGAUGAGCAAAGAGGCUUAACAUGCUUAAAUGAUGAAAAAAACACUCAAUUAUAUAGGAAAAAUUUUAUUAGAUAAAUAUAAUUUCAUAAACUUUAAAAAUUACUGAGAUCUGUACAAUAAGUAACUACAUUUACUAAAAAUGCAGAAAAUUUUUAUAGGCUUAUAUUGGACAGCCACAGUGUCUGAGGUCCAAAAUUUUAAACUUAAGUGUUGCUACAGUAUUUACAGUUACUAAUUCCUCAUAAAAAUCUAACAGUCACCAUUACUACAAACAUAUAAUUAAUUAUGCUCUAUUUUUGUAGGAAUGUCAUUCAAGUUAUCUCACAUAAACAGCACAUUAAUAAUGUUUUAUUUUUAUGAAAAUAGAUUAACUCAUUUCAGGAUAGAAAUAAAAGUGUCUCUAAAAGGGGACCCAAAAUUAAUAAAACAUGUUUUACAUAACUCUUUGGUGUGUUACUUUUAUCAAUACCUACGUAUAUCAUACACCAAAUUGAUCUUUACAUAAAAAAAUACAAACAUGAUUUUCCCUUUUCCUUCAGACCCCAAUAACUUUUCACAUUAGCAUACUUGAAAAACUUUGUGUAAUUUAAAUUUUUUACUACACUUGACUCCUGCCUAUCAGAUAAGAGUCUCAAGUUUAUCACCCAAGCCCAAUAGCCCAAUUUCACAAUCUUACGCAGCAGAAAACACCCUGGUGUAAGUAAAAGUAUUUCUGAACAGGGUGAUGUGCCUCUUUUAUCUUCUAACCAGGACAGUGCCAGAGUUUGGGUCAGGUCUGGGAAGCCUUCGGAUAUAAUGGAAAUUAAAACCCAAGGCGGAUGGUUUUUAAGAGAAAUUCACACUGUAAAUUCUCCUCUUUCUUCAUUCUCAACCUGGCAGCAAACCUGUAGUUCUACUAGCCAACACCCUACUCCCCUUGGGUGAACCUAAUGCUUGCUAAAGCUGUGGCAGGCUGCUGAGUCAUAAACAGCUGACGGGCCAUUUUGGAAACUGACUUGGUGCUUGCUACUAUCUUCAGUGGUACAGCCUUCAGGCAAACAUGUGAGGAAAAUAGAUUUGAGACCAAUAAUUAACUAGUAAUAACACAUGUAGCAUCUUACUCCGGUUUUGGCAGAUAAGAGUAAGUUAAUUAACAUCGUAUUUUCCAAAGAAUUUUAAAUCAAUAUGCAAAGGGGAAAUUUUCUGAGCUUCCUGGUUAUGUAGUAAUAGUUUUACAAUAUGAGUAUUAGCAAUAGAAAACUAUUGGAAACUUACAGACAACACUGAUAUUCUCUUAAACAAAUAGAAGAAAACCCUUUUUCUUACAGUUAUGAGAUAAUCUUCCUUUAAGUGGAGUAGGUUUUCAACAACAGAAUAGGGUAAGCAUUAUCAGUAGAUGCAUUUACUUUUUUUUUAAAAUAUAAAGUUUUUAAAUAAUUUCAAAUAGGAAUGCAGGAAAUUACAUCAACCACGCCUUAACCUAAGCACCAUACAGGUCAGCUGACUUGCCUUGCUGCAGUGGUUAGAGACUGCUUGAUGGCUUCGUAGUCCUUCUCCAGUGUCAGCAGUCAGUCUAGUUGAUGGCAAAUAAACACUGCUAGGUAGAUGUAAUGCAAGCCCCACUGAAUGUCAUUUUGUUAUAAGACUUUCUAAGAAAAGCAAAUUCCAUAAUAUCCUCCAUGAAAUUACCCUACAGAAUAUUUUCAGCAAUAUUUCCUAUUCUGGAAUGUGAAUUGGUAAGUGUAGCCAAUGUACAUUUUAUUGAGCCUAUUUGGAAUAUCUAAGUUAAAGAAGGACUAUUUAUAAAAGUUAAUAUUUAAGCUGAAAUUCACAACACAAUAUUCUUGCAUUAUUGAAACAAAGGUUAUAUUAGCAAGAAAAUAGUUUACCAGUGAACAAAGGUAAAGUCUUAAUUCUUGACUAUUCCCUAUCAGCCCAAUUCAAGAAGUCUUAUAUUCAUGAAAUGGGGGAAGGGGUGGAAGGCUGCAAAAUAAAUCUACAAAAAAGAAUUAUAUUGUCAACUGUAUGGAAAACUUUAGCAAAAUCUUAUUUAACCAUUUCCAUAUAGUUUAAAAUGUAUAUGUACACAAUCAUUAAAUAUGCUUAGGGCUGGGUAAUAGUUCUUAACCCACAAAAUUUAGCGUUUUAGACUUUGUUUCACUUACAUUCUAUAGCCAUACCUGAAAAUAUACCUUAUAAUGAAACACUGGGCAGAUUUCCCUUUGCUGUAGUAGUCUGCCACAACUCAGAUAACAUAUACUAACCUAAAAAUAAUAGGAUUCUUAUCUGACAUCCUUUACACUAUAAUCUAGCUUACUGAAAGGCAAGCCACAGAAAGAGGCUCUUCUAUUUAUUUUUUAUUUAAUUACUCCAACAUUUUGAUUUGCACAAUUAAAAGUGUUUGCAAUACUUAAA